GUAAACGGUCGUCGAAUAAUUCACUGCUACGAUCCGUCUCACUUGAUAAAAACAAUGAGAAACAACCUCGAGACUAAGGAUCUGGUUCAUUAUGUAGAACAGCGCUGGUGCAAGAACGAUACAGAAUCUGUCGGCUCUAAACAGAUUGCUUCGUGGGAUCAUAUUUAUAAAAUGUAUCGAAAGGAUUCGGAGACCCAAACCAGCAUGCGGAAACUAGUGAAAUUGACUGACGAGCACUUAGCACCAGUGAAAUUAAAAAUGAAAGUGUCGUUAGCAACGCAAAUUUUCAGCAACGCGUGCGGCUCCGUUAUGCUCGAUUUUAUUGAAGAAAAUAAGUUGCCACAGGAUUUUGCUGGUACAGCACAGCUGUUGUUUCUUAUGAAUGACAUAUUCGACAGCAUGAAUGGUUCCGAAAAGCAAGAAGGUGAUACGUUGAAAAGUGCUGUGAAAAUGAAUUCCAUACAUUUUUCAUUCUGGAAUCAUGCACUAACAGUCUUGCCAAAAAUGUAUUUUAUUGACAAGACGGAUGGAAAAGUCAAUAACAGAUCAUCGGUUUUGAAGAAACUCGAAUCCACUCUCAGAGGCUAUGUGGAAUUUUCAACAUCCUGCUUACAAUUGGAUGUUCCUCAAGUUUCAAUAAGAGAUACGAGCCAGGACGGACUUGAAAAUUUUUUCGGAUGUGUGAAGACAUGUAAUCAGGCGAACAAACCUACACCGCGAGAAUAUCGCACAAACUACGCAACCAUGGUUAUUAACAACAUCACCGGUACGAAUUCAUUACAUUCGAAUUGUGAGCAAGACCAAUCCGUUUCGAUACUGCAAAAUAUUCAUGACUUCGUUGUCAGCUGCAACAAAGAACCGUCAGCUGUUGCAAGCAAUGUCGACGAAAUUAUUGCGUUUGACCCAAUCGAGAAUUAUUCAUCUGAUCAUGAAUAUUGCGACAAUGACAUGGAGGAAAUGAUUGUUUUUGAGCCGCGACAUAACGAUAACAUAACUUUGGUUGAAAGCAAAGUUGCAUCACACAUGGCGAACUUUGACGAUCUGAUAGUGUUCGAUCCUCAGCCCGAAAAUGAGCUCGAAAGUUACUUCGAGAUCGGAUCCUUAUCUCGAAUUUCUGGUUCGAUUUACCGAAAACUGAUAAAGCCCAUUCACUGCCAGAAUUGUAAAAAUGUCUUGCCAAUGAUAGAGACCAGUUUCAUUGAGAAUUGCACCAAAGUGUUUCGUCGCUUAAACUGUGCAAUUCCGCAUAUCUGCUUCGAGACAUCACUAAAAAAGAAACUGAUCACAAACGUUGAGUCAAUCGCAACAGAUACUAUGGGUUGUCCAGACCACGAUUUGGAAAUGACGCUAAAAAUGAAGGAGUUAUGUGUGUACGAGGCUAUUACAUCGUUUUGCUAUGACAUUAACCGGUAUUUGUCAGGUAAGAUCAAUGUUUUGCCGAUGGGUCAUAAUCACAUCCAGGAACUCGCAAUAAUACACAAACGAAAGACAAAAAAAAUUGGGAAAUAUUCAGAUAUUUUUAACUCGUGA
Bradysia coprophila is the source of this 1530-nucleotide messenger RNA. RefSeq lists its product as uncharacterized. Lineage: Eukaryota; Metazoa; Arthropoda; Insecta; Diptera; Sciaridae. The record is from RefSeq and is a predicted model, not a curated record.